AUGCAUCCCACAAAAGAGACCACUAGCAUUUGACAGAAUCAGUAAGACAAGACGAGGAGCGGUGGGAAAAAACAAGGAGCUGCUGGGUGGUGUGCUCAAGAAGAGGCAGAGGCAGAAGUGUCCCAAAAGCACAACGUCAGGACACAUUGAAUCAUGAUGGGACAGUACUUCCAGUUGGAUUCAUAGCAGAAACAGACUAUGGUCAACCAGAGCUCCCCCGUGGGCUUCCUCCUGCUGGGCUUCUCUGAACACCCACAACUGGAAAAGGUUCUCUUCGUUGUUGUCUUGUGCUCCUACCUCCUCACCCUCCUAGGAAACACACUCAUCCUCCUGCUGUCCACCCUGGACCCCAGGCUCCACUCUCCAAUGUACUUCUUCCUCUCUAACCUCUCCUUCUUGGACCUCUGCUUCACCACAACCUGUGUCCCCCAGAUGCUGUUCAACCUCUGGGGCCCUGCAAAGACCAUCAGCUUCCUGGGAUGCUCUGUCCAGCUCUUCAUCUUCCUGUCCUUGGGAACCACCGAGUGCAUCCUCCUGACAGUGAUGUCUUUUGACCGCUAUGUGGCUGUGUGCCAGCCCCUGCACUAUGCCACCGUCAUCCACCCUCGCCUGUGCUGGAAGCUGGCAGCUGUGGCCUGGAUGAUGGGACUGCUUCAAUCCAUAGUUCAGACACCUCCUACCCUCAAGCUGCCCUUCUGUCCCCAUAGGCAGAUAGAUGACUUCCUGUGUGAAGUCCCAUCUUUAAUUCGACUCUCCUGUGGGGACACCACUUUUAAUGAGAUUCAGUUGGCUGUGUCCAGUGUUAUUCUUGUGGUUGUGCCUCUGAGCCUCAUCCUUGUCUCUUACGGAGCCAUUGCCAGGGCAGUGAUGAGGAUAAACUCCACUGAAGCAUGGAAAAAGGCUUUGAGGACCUGCUCCUCCCACCUCAUUGUAGUCACCCUCUUCUACAGCUCAGUAAUCGCUGUCUAUCUGCAGCCCAAAAAUCCCUAUGCCCAGGAGAGGGGCAAGUUCUUUGGUCUUUUCUAUGCAGUGGGCACCCCCACACUGAACCCUCUCAUUUAUACUCUGAGGAACAAGGAGGUAAAGAGGGCAUUCUGGAGGCUGUUGGGGAAGGAUGGGGACUCCAAAAAUACCUAAGAGAUAAAUAGCAGAAGGACUGCUGUAAGUUCAAGGCCAGAUUGGUAGACACAGUGAGACUUGGAGAUACUGGUAAUUGGAAUGCGAAUGACUGAUACAUUCAAGAGAAAUGCUAGGGUGACAAUGGGGACCUAGUUAUGGUUUGCUUUGACUUUAAUUAUGCAUAUGUUGCACCAAGAUGUACAACUAGGACACUAUAGUGAAGGAUGUUGUAACCAUGUGGCUUAAUCAUUCCAUUGGUUUGGCAAAACCCUAUCAACUGUAAGCAUUUCUAGCCUUGAAGACAUUAGAUAUCCCAUAGUUAGGAGCUUUGUCUCUAACAGGGACACAGUCUCUAAAGUGAAUAGCAGGCCUGGAAGAUUUUCAAAUGGAUACUUUUCUUGCAACUGUAAGAUUACCUUGACCAAGAAUUCUAGAGGCUAAGAAUUCCUUCCCACCAUUGAUGUUUCAAUAGUCUAGAAUCUGGUGGGUCUCGUGUGAAAAGCAGCAGUAUAUGGGUAUGACAGCCCUUUCCUGCUCUGUGGUCAAGUCACUCACCAGUAAGUGGUUCUGGGAAGAAAGCCUAUCACUGAAAUUUGUUUCCCCUUUGUCAAAAGCCUUAGUGGUGUUAAAUGAGAACACAGAACUUGUCCUUACUUUGAAGUGAUGCCAUUCAAUGGUACAGACUACAAAUGUGUGAGGAGCCCUGGGUCUUAUGAGUUUUAUUUCCCACUCUCUGUACUGUUACCCUAAUGCCCCCAGUACACUUACCCUCCUGGCUGACUUUGCUUAAUCAAUACAAUCUCAAUCAAUAAAUCUUACUCA
Molecule: messenger RNA, 1941 nt
Organism: Mus musculus (house mouse)
Lineage: Eukaryota; Metazoa; Chordata; Mammalia; Rodentia; Muridae
Gene: Or2h1
Product: olfactory receptor family 2 subfamily H member 1
Exons: 2
Coding region: 199-1137 (312 amino acids)
Biological process (GO): G protein-coupled receptor signaling pathway; signal transduction
Cellular component (GO): membrane; plasma membrane
Molecular function (GO): olfactory receptor activity; G protein-coupled receptor activity
Source: RefSeq, a predicted model, not a curated record